CGCGGAUCCUUUCUCCCUCUUCUGCCGCGCAGCAUCUCCUCUCUCCAAAAUAUCCCGGCGUCCUGCUGACCGCCCGUUCUCGCGUCAGCGUCCCUCUUCUCCCGAACACUUGCUAUCGUCUGCCCUCCCCUCUCUGCCUCCGCUCUCCUUCGCAUCCUCUCUGCGCCCCCUCAUCUCGCUCACGCCUCGUUUCUUGACCGCUCUCUGUGUUCCCUGAGAUCUCGGCAUCUAUCUAUUGCUUCAUCUCGCGCGCAGCCUCUGUCUGUGCACACACUCGAUCUUCCUCGCGCGUCCCUCCCUCUGGCAUGAAAUGUCCGCGCUCGUCCAGGAGGACCACCGUGGCUCCGCCUCAUCAUUAGCAGAAUCAGUGCCUGACUCCGCGCACGACUCCGCGCCCGACUCUGCGUCCGUCUCCGGGUCGUUUGGUAGCUCCUUUGGCCGCGAAAAGUCCAUACGUUCCGUCCACUAUGAUUCCGAGUCCCUCUCAUCACGCAUCACCGAGCCCCCCGAUUUCUUCGACCCGAACUACGACACCGAUAUCACCUGGCUCGAGGAUGAUUCUCCCUAUCCAGAGGUGCGCUCCGCCGUCGCCAACUUUGACGACCCUUCCAUGCCCGUCAACACCCUCCGGGCAUGGGUGCUCGGCCUCUUCUGGGCGAUCAUCAUCCCCGGCGUGAACGAGUUCUACUAUUUCCGAUAUCCGUCCAUCAUGGUCACUGGAAUCGUAGCACAACUUGUCAGCUUUCCGAUGGGUCGCGCGUGGGCGCGAUGGGUGCCCGCCGUCAAGGUCUUCGGCGUGUCCCUCAACCCCGGACUUUUCACCAUCAAGGAACAUGUCCUGAUCACCAUCAUGGGUGGAGUGGGCGCACAAGCCGCAUAUGCGACGGAGAUCAUCGCGGUGCAACACGUAUGGUACAAGCAAGACUUCAACUUUGCAUACCAAUGGAUGUUGGUAAUGUCGACACAGCUCAUCGGCUUUUCCGUUGGCGGCCUCGCACGCAGACUGCUAGUCGCCCCAGCGUCCAUGAUCUGGCCGAAUACCCUUGUCCUCUGUGCGCUCUUCAAUACUCUCCAUUCGCAAAGCUACGCCGGCAUCGGCACGCACAGCGGGCUCAGUCGCGAGCGCUUCUUUGCGUUCGCUUUCCUCUCUGCGGCCCUGUGGUAUAUCGUCCCGGGCUACCUCUUUCAGGCUCUCAGCGUCUUCACAUGGGUCUGCUGGAUAUGGCCAAAUAAUAUCAAAGUCAACACGCUUUUUGGAUACCGUAGUGGCAUGGGGUUCUCCCUGCUCUCCUUUGACUGGAAUCAGAUUGCAUUCAUCGGCAGUCCUCUUUCGACACCCUGGUGGGCCGAGGCCAACGUCAUUGUCGGUUUCUUGAUUUUCUACUGGUUCCUUGCGCCCAUUCUCUACUUCACGAACACAUGGCACUCCCAAUAUAUGCCUAUAUCUGCACUAGGACCAUUUGAUAACACCGGAAAACCGUACAACCUAACUAGGAUUCUGAACGCUGACUCAACAUUUAACCACGAAGCAUACAAAGCCUACUCUCCGCUAUUUCUUUCCGCAACAUUUGCUAUCUCCUAUGGACUCGCCUUUGCGUCCAUCACGGCAACGAUCGUCCACGCCGCCCUCUACUUCCGCAAGCCGAUCAUGGUGCACCUGCAGAGGUCGCUCGCCGAGCAGCCUGAUGUCCAUGCACAGCUUAUGGCGAAGUAUCCUCAAGUUCCCGAGUGGUGGUAUGGAUGUAUACUAGCUGUUACCUUCGUCUUCGCGUGUCUGGCCAUCGAACUCUUCCCGACGCAGAUGACAAUAUGGGCGCUGAUCGUCGCGCUGCUCAUCGCCCUCGUAUACAUCGUCCCAGUUGGCAUGAUCCAAGCCGUCACAAAUCGGCAAGUCGGCCUAAACGUGAUCACGGAGCUGAUCGUCGGCUACAUGCUCCCGGGCCGCCCUCUCGCGAUGAUGAUGUUCAAGACGUGGGGAUAUAUCACAAUGUCCCAAGCGAUGAUCUUCACGUCGGACUUCAAGCUGGGACACUACAUGAAGAUCCCGCCGCGCCCGAUGUUCUGGUGCCAGAUCGCCGCGACCGUCGUUGCUGGAACCGUGCAGCUUGGAGUGGAGAACUGGAUGUUCUCCAACAUCCCAGAGAUUUGUUCUCCUGCACAGAAAGACAUCUCCGGAUUCACAUGUCCAAAUACGGAGGUUUUUGCCACAGCUUCCAUUCUGUUCGGCGUGGUCGGCCCUUCGUUACAGUUCUCCCAGAACCAGCUCUACUACUUCCCCCUCAUGUUCACCGGCAUCGGCUACAUCCCGCCUGCAAGCGCGGUAAACUACGUGCCGUGGGCAAUCAUCGGCUUCCUCUUCCAGUAUGUCAUCCGAAGACGACAUUUCCCGUUCUGGGCGAAGUACAACUACGUGCUUUCCGCCGCGCUUGACGCGGGGACCGCCAUCUCGACGAUCCUAGUGUACUUCAUCCUGCAAUAUCCGCAGAAUGGGCAGAUAGGGAUGAACACGAUCCAGUCAUGGUGGGGAAACAACGUGUUCACAAAUACCGCGGACUGGAACGGGGUGCCGCUCCGCUCCGUCGUCGAAGGGGAUCACUUUGGGCCGAACACUUGGUAGACUAGCCGCUUGUUGUAACAUUAGAUGUAUUUGUUGCUGUCGUUCGCAGUGUUUUUAUUGGGUUAUUG
Molecule: messenger RNA, 2685 nt
Organism: Trametes versicolor FP-101664 SS1
Lineage: Eukaryota; Fungi; Basidiomycota; Agaricomycetes; Polyporales; Polyporaceae
Product: small oligopeptide transporter
Exons: 39
Coding region: 311-2617 (768 amino acids)
Biological process (GO): transmembrane transport
Molecular function (GO): oligopeptide transmembrane transporter activity
Source: RefSeq, a predicted model, not a curated record